ACUUUGUCGAUAUAAUUCCGAUGUAACAGCUUCCGCUUCACCACUUCCUGUAAAAUGGCUGGAAAGUCGAAGAAGAAAACACGUGUUUCCAAACUGGAAACCGAGCCAGUGGCUGUGCCAAAAAAACUCAAAGAAAAAUUAACAUUAGACACAAUUGUUUCACUUGGUGGCAAUAAGAAUGACCUGCAGCUAGUAGCAGAGUUGGAGGACAAUGAAGAGGACAUUGAGGGCUUUGAGGAGGACUUUGACACAGAACCAGUCAAACAUGAUGAGAUCCGUAAUCUCAUCAAGAAACUUGAACUACACAAGUACAGAGAGCAAAGCAUCAUUCCUGAUGAAGACGACGCGGAUGAUGAAGAUGUGUCAUCUCCGAAAGAUGAAGACAAGGAAGAAACUGUGACUCUAGAGGAACAGACGCAGGCCAUUUCCAGUUCAACAAAAAAGAAAAAGAAGAAAAAUAAGUUCAAAGUCCAGGAUGAUGAAAUUUCAAGUUCAACUGAUCCCGUGAUGGCGGACUACAGCUCACUCAGGAGCAUCAGGGUGGACUGGGAUAAGCACAUCGCAACCUACAAACCUCGCAAGUACCUCGUCCUCAAGGGGGCAGAGAGAUGGUAUGAUGAGGAUGAGACCGUCAACAUCGGCCAGACCCCCGAGUCUGCAGUACAGCAGAUGGAGGACUUUGCAUCCAAGCUGUUGGCUGAUGAGGUGGCUCUCUACACAAAACAACGUGAAAACAGCAAACGAUCCGACACAAAGUGGAUGAAGACAGUGCUGGCGUCCGGCACAUUGUCGGACAAGAUGGCCGCCCUCACCCUCCUGGCUGGGGAGUCCCCAGUACACAAUCUCACCAGCAUGGAGAGUCUGGUCAACAUGGCCAAGAAGAAAGGCAAAAGGGAAGCAAUGGCUGCAGUUGAUGCAUUGAGGGAUCUGUUCCUGUCUGACCUGUUGCCAAGCCACAGAAAACUGAAAAGUUUUCAUCAGCAAUCUUUACCCGGACUUGAAAGAUUUGCCAGUGGAAACAAGGACACCAUUGACAAGAUACUCAUGCUGUGGCGUUUUGAAGAUCAACUGAAGGAGAAAUAUGCUGCAUUUAUCAAAGCUGUUGAUACGAUGUCACACGAUAUAUUGACAGCACCCAAACAGAAAGCUUUAAGUACAAUAUACCAGCUGUUGACCAGCAAGCCGGAGGGGGAGAAGGAGCUGCUGCCUAUGAUGGCAAACAAGCUGGGAGAUCCCGACUACAAGAUUGCCGCCAAGGCUUCUCACCUCCUCACCAAACUGGUGAGUCAGCACCCCAACAUGAACUCCGUGGUGGUGAACGCCGUGGAGGUGAUCCUGUACAGACCAAACAUCUCCGCAAGGGCGCAAUACUAUGCGAUGUGUUUCCUCAACCAGAUCGUCCUGGAUGCAGAGGAUGAAGAGCUGGCCUCGCAACUCAUCAAGAUAUACUUCUCCUUCUUCAGGGCGUUUGUCCAGAAAGGGGAGAUUGACAGCAAGAUGAUGAGCGCCCUGCUGACGGGAGUCCACCGGGCCUUCCCAUACGCUAGAGGUGAGAAGAGUUCCCUGAAUGAGCAGCUGGACAGCCUGUACAAGAUCGUCCACCUGGUCAACUUCAACACCAGUGUCCAGGCUCUCAUGCUGCUUCAUCACGUCACAGACUCCAGUGAGGCACUGAGUGACAGGUUCUAUGUGGCGCUGUACAAGAAGCUGGCUGCCCCGGCCCUGAAGACAUCCUCCAAACAAGCCAUGUUCCUCAAUCUCAUCUUCAAGACACUGCGCACGGACACGUCGCAGAAAAGAAUCAAGGCUUUCAUCAAGAGGAUGCUCCAGGUCUGCUCCUACCACAGCCCCCAGUUUGUGUGUGGCGUGCUCUUCAUGCUGUCCGAGGUCAUUAAAAAAAGACCUGAUAUCAUCAACUUUACACAGACUUUUGAGGACUCCGAUGACGAGGAGCAUUUUGUGGACCUGCCAGAGGAAGAUGAGGAGUCGUCACAUGCAGCAGAGGAUGGGGAGGAGAAACCAGACAUCAAGGUGGAGGUCAAGAAGAAGGUCAAGUCCUCCUGGGUUCAUCGGAGAAACAAGCAGGAAAAGAUGACACUGGGGACGUACGACCCGUUCCACCGAAACCCGAUGUACUGUGGCGCUGACCAGGCGUGUGUCUGGGAACUGGAGAAGCUCGCCAACCACUUCCACCCCUCUGUGGCUCUGUUUGCCAAAGCACUGCUGCAGAAAUCCCCGAUUGUCUACACAAGCGACCCCCUGCAGGACUUUACCCUCAUCAAGUUUCUCAACAGAUUUGUGUACAAGAACCCCAAGAAGCUGGACCCAGUGUCCAAGAGUGUCAUGAGUGCCAAGCAGUCUGUUCCGAAAAACCAGGUUCCUGUGACCAGCGACAGUUUCAUAGACAGAGACGAGAGCAGCAUCCCAGAAGACGAGAAGUACUUGUACAAGUACUUCAGCCAGAAGUCUGUGAGGGACAAGUUGAAAGGGAAGGAUGACGGCAGCGAUGUGGACAGUGUCAGUGAUGGGGAGUUUGAUGAAUAUCUGGAUAAGUUCGAGACAGGGGCUGACGAAGGGGAGGACUUCGGGGACCUUGACCUUGACUUUGCCAGGGAGUUUGGCAAAAAGAAGAGUAAAAGUAAGAAAGAGAGUAAGACUGCAGGAGAUGAUGAUGGAGACAGUGAUGAAGAUUUUGAUGAUGCUGCUGAUGAUGAUCUGUCAGAUGAAGAGAUGGAUUUUGGUGAUGACGAUGACUUGGCUGCUGAGUUUAAGGCGGAGAUGGAAGAUGCGAUGGGAGAUGAUGAAGACGGAGAGUUUGAUGAAGAGGAAAUAGAAUUCUCAGAUGAAGAUGGCUUGGAAGGAGUGUCUGGUCGAAAGAGAGGGGCAGAUCUUGGGGAGGACGACUUUAUGCCCACACAGCGAAAACGAAAGAAGGACAAAUCCAAACACGACACUGGGAGUCUGUUCGCGGCGGCGGAGGAGUUCUCCCACCUGCUGGAGGGCGACACCGUCGGGGGUCAGGCCAUGCUGGCAGGGGGCACCCAGGACAUGUCCAACACAGACAACUCAAGUGUCAAGCAGCUCAAGUGGGAGGCACGGCGGGACCAGUGGAUCAGGGGGGACUCCUGGAAGUCGCGGCGCGGACAGAAGGGGGGCAAGGGCAGCUUCAAGCACAAGGGCAGCUUCAAACCUAAAGGGGGAUUCAAGCCUAAGGGUGGGAAGAAGAAAUCAGGGAAAAAGUAGUGAUCAGUCUCACUGCCAUUGUUGCCAUUUUGGACAGGGCAUUAUCAUUGGAGUGUAGGUCAGACACAACUUGUCACACAGAUCGUAGUUGUGUAAGAUGCAUGUAUGUGUACAAAACACUUUGUAAUGUCAAUAAAGUGAUGUAUAUUAUCA
Haliotis rufescens (red abalone) is the source of this 3396-nucleotide messenger RNA. RefSeq names its product CCAAT/enhancer-binding protein zeta-like. The coding region runs from base 55 to 3243 and encodes 1062 amino acids. Gene Ontology annotation, cellular component: nucleus. Lineage: Eukaryota; Metazoa; Mollusca; Gastropoda; Lepetellida; Haliotidae. The record is from RefSeq and is a predicted model, not a curated record. The transcript is spliced from 28 exons.